AUGAAUCAACAAUUAAAAAUUAAAGCUGUCUGGAUGCGUGGUGGCACUAGUAAAGGUCUGUUUUUUCAUGAACAUGAAUUGCCAACUGAGAGUGCAGAACGCGAAGCAAUUUUACUAGCUGCUAUUGGUUCACCAGAUCCUUAUGGCAGACAAUUAAAUGGGGUAGGCGGAGCGACCAGUAGUACCUCCAAAGUAGUCAUUAUUGCGCCCGCUCAAGACACUGAUUUCGACGUUAAUUACACGUUCGGCCAUGUAGCAAUUCAACAGCCGAUGAUCGACUGGACAGGCAAUUGCGGUAAUCUAACAGCAGCCGUGGCACACUUUGCCAUUGAAGAAAAACUGAUUAAAAAUCCUGUUGAAAUUGGCAUACAACUGGUGCGCAUUUGGCAAACUAAUUUAAAUCAGGCUAUUCAUGCCCAUGUGCCUGUUCAGGAUGGUUUACCGGUUUAUAAAGGCAACGACAAACUGGAUGGUGUCAGCGGUACAGCCUGCGCAUUUCGUAUUGAUUUUUUAAAUCCAUCUACGGGUGCAACGCUACCUACUGGUAACGCUACUGAUAUGAUUAAACUAGAUGAAGGCAGUCGCAUCGAAGCAUCACUGAUUAACGCAGGAAAUCCAAUGAUAUUUGUGCGAGCCCGUGAUUUUGGUUUAACAGGUGCUGAGCUGCCUGUCCAAUUAAACCAUCCUGAACUAUUGCAAAAGAUUGAGCGCAUCCGACAGAUUGGCGCAUGGGUAAUGGGCUUGGUAGAGCAACCUGAACAAGCAGCUUUACGUCCUGCUACACCGAAAGUGGCCUUAGUUAGCAAUGCGCAGCCCUAUAGCAGCCUAGAUGGACAGCAACUUCAGGAAAAAGAUAUGGACUUGUGCGCGCGUAUAUUUUCCAUGGGCAUUCCACAUGGGGCAUUCACUGGUACGGGUGCAGUUGCAGUUGGUAUUGCAGCUUUAAUUAAAGAUAGCAUUGUGGCGCAGCAUUGUUCAGCUAGCGGUGAUAUGGUGCGCUUGGGGCAUCCAUCAGGUUUGUUGCUGACUGGUGGUCGUUUGGAUGAUACUGGCAAGCAGGCAGUUGCCGCCAGUUUGAUGCGCACUGCGCGACGUUUAAUGGAUGGUUAUGUGUAUGUCACGCUAUAA
Molecule: messenger RNA, 1128 nt
Organism: Rotaria sp. Silwood1
Lineage: Eukaryota; Metazoa; Rotifera; Eurotatoria; Philodinida; Philodinidae
Source: the annotation of a GenBank genome assembly